This is a messenger RNA of Malassezia japonica, 2322 nucleotides long. RefSeq lists its product as uncharacterized. Gene Ontology annotation, molecular function: polygalacturonase activity. The transcript has 5 exons. The record is from RefSeq and is a predicted model, not a curated record. The coding region runs from base 1 to 2322 and encodes 773 amino acids. Lineage: Eukaryota; Fungi; Basidiomycota; Malasseziomycetes; Malasseziales; Malasseziaceae.
AUGUGGAGCGCCAAGGCGUGGUGCGUGGUGCGGCUGACCCAGGCGCCCUACCAAGCGAGUGGCUAUAGUGUGUUUCGGAAUGUGAAGGAAUACGGCGCGAAAGGCGAUGGAGUGAGCGACGACACCAACGCGAUCAACCGCGCGAUUGCGGACGGUGCACGGUGCGGCAAAGAGGCCGACAGCUGCACGAUCGCGCCGGCGUUGGUGUACUUCCCGAGCGGCGUGUAUCGAAUCGCACGGCCGAUCGUAUCGUUUUACAAUACGCAUAUGCUAGGCAGCGCGUCGCAGCGUCCGGUCCUCUCUCCGCUGCCGCACUUUGAGGGAAUUGCCGUGAUCGACGAGAACCCCUACGAGCCAGGCGGACGAAACUGGUACAUUCCCCAGAACAACUUUUUUCGGUCGGUCGCGAACUUCGUGAUCGACCUGACGAGCAUGCCGCCGACGGUGGGGACCGGUAUCCACCACCAGGUGAGCCAGUCGACCGGCCUGAGCAAUGUGCACUUUGAAAUGGUAAAAGGCGCACAUUCGCAGCAGCAAGGCAUUUUCAUGGAAAAUGCAAGCGGGGGAUUCAUGUCGGACCUCUCGUUUGUUGGCGGCAAAUUUGGCGCGUGGCUCGGUAACCAGCAGUUUACCGUGCGCAACGUUUCGUUCCGGCAUUGCCAGACGGCCAUCUGCCAGUUUUGGAACUGGGCAUGGACGUACAUGGAUGUGCGCAUCGAAGACUGCCAGGUCGGCCUCGAGACGCACCAAAUGUUGCCUGACAGGCAGGGCGUAGGGUCCUUGAUCCUCUCGGACUGGGACGUGCGCCGCACCCCCGUGGCUGUACAGCUCGAGGCAGCGUCUUCAGGACGUCUUCUUCUGGACGGCAUGCAUACGGCACAUGUGCCUGCUAUCGUGCAAGUGCGAGGCGGCGAGACGUUGCUUGCGCCGCCGCACGAGCAACGGGACACGUUCAAUGUAGCCAUGUGGGUCAAGGCGCCGGUCGUGCAUGACGUUGCCAACACGCUGGACCUCCCUGCCAAGGACCAGGCGUACGCUGGCAACAUGCCGAUCGCGCCGCAGCGCCCUGCAUGCCUCGUGGACAAGGACGGAAAGUGGUUCGGUCAGGAAAAGCCCCAAUACACUUCGGCUUCGCGCGAUUACAUUGUGAGCGUUCGCGAUGGCGGCGCAAAGGGCGACGGCGUGUCAGACGACCGUGACGCGCUUCAGACCGUUCUCGAUCAGAACAAGGGGCGCAUCGUAUUUGUCCCGUACGGCAUCUAUGUCGUACUCGAUACACUGCACAUUCCGGUGGGAACGAGGCUGCUAGGCGAGGCACAGCCCGUCAUUCUCGGCGCUGGGGAGCGUUUCCGGGACGAGCACCAUCCUCGGCCUGUCGUCCGUGUCGGUCAUCCCGGCGACAGUGGCGAGCUGGUCAUUUGCGAUAUGCUCUUUAGCACGCGGGGGCCUGCAGGCGGCGCCGUCGUCAUGGAAUGGAAUGUGCACGAAUCCUACCAAGGCUCAGUCGCCAUGUUUGACUCGCACAUCCGUAUCGGUGGAGCGCGCGGAACGGAUUUGGAGCUCGAGACAUGCGGAAAAAAGCGCUCUUUGGACGAGCUUCCUCGUGCAAGCUUCCUCAACCUGCACAUUACGCCAUCUGCCAGCGGCUAUUUCCAAAACGUGUGGAUUUGGACAGCAGAUCACGAACUGGACCAAGGUGCGCCGGAGCAGAUCAACAUCCUGAGUGCGCGUGGCGUCUUGAUCGAGGCACGGCAAGGGCCUGUGUGGAUGUAUGGCACGGCGAGUGAGCACGAGCUGCUCUAUCAGUACUCGCUGGUCAAUGCUAAAAAUGUCCUACUGGCCAUGAUCCAGACCGAGACGCCGUACUUUCAAGGCCGUGCAUUUGCGCUUGCAUCCGAGUGCGCCGAGCGAAGCACUGUGUAUCCCGACCCAGACUUGGCGAGAAAGUAUACGCAGGCGCCUUCCUUACCUUCUCAGCCCUACGUCGCGUCUCAGGAGGACCGUGCGAUGGGGAUCCACAUUGAGCAAUGCGCCCAGAUCUAUGUCCUCGGCGCCGGGCUCUACUCGUUCUUUGACUCGUACGCCCAGGAUACCUUGCCGGCCCAUGCGUGCCAACGUCGCGUGUGCAAUAUCGAUGAAGACGGCUCAUCCGAAGAAGUUUGGCUCUUUCACCUUGCUACCGUCGGCUCGGAGGUACUCGUAACACUGCGCGGUGAGGACCAGCUCUUGGAAGGACCGCACCGCGAAGGAUUCUGCAGCACACUCUCGCUGUGUGCUGUCCGACCAGCAGCCGCGAAAGGCAAGGACAAAAUAUUCCUGUAG